GGAAGAGGAAGGGGAAGAGGAAGAGGAGAGAAAGAGAAGAAAACCCGGAUGUUUUUUGCCCGAGGAAUGACUGUGGUAACUCCGCUUGGCGCAUGCGUAAGGAGGGGUUGAGGACGUACACCAAACCACCGAGUGAUGGAGAAGAGUUUCCAGUCUUAUCAUCGUGACUGUGGUGCAGAACUUUCAACAUGCCAGCAGCACUUGCAGAAAACAGUCAGGUGAUCUGUGAAGUGUGGGCAAACAAUCUAGAAGAAGAGAUGAGGAAAAUUCGAGAAAUUGUUCUCAGCUACAGCUAUAUUGCAAUGGACACAGAGUUUCCUGGAGUUGUUGUUCGACCCAUCGGUGAAUUUCGUAGCUCUAUUGACUAUCAGUAUCAACUGCUCCGGUGUAAUGUCGAUCUUCUGAAAAUCAUCCAAUUGGGCCUGACUUUCACAAAUGAGAAAGGAGAAUAUCCUGCUGGAAUCAACACCUGGCAGUUUAACUUCAAAUUCAACCUUACGGAAGAUAUGUAUUCUCAAGAUUCUAUAGACCUUCUUGCAAGCUCCGGGCUGCAGUUCCAGAAGCACGAGGAGGAAGGGAUUGAUACCUUGCAUUUUGCAGAGCUGCUUAUGACCUCGGGUGUAGUGCUUUGUGACAAUGUCAAAUGGCUUUCAUUUCACAGUGGCUAUGACUUCGGUUAUAUGGUAAAACUGCUGACAGAUUCAAGGCUUCCAGAAGAAGAGCAUGAAUUCUUUCAUAUCCUGAACCUUUUCUUCCCAUCCAUAUAUGAUGUUAAGUAUUUAAUGAAGAGCUGCAAAAAUCUGAAGGGAGGUCUUCAAGAAGUUGCUGACCAGCUAGAUUUGCAGCGGAUUGGACGGCAGCACCAAGCUGGAUCAGACUCUCUACUCACAGGGAUGGCAUUCUUCAGAAUGAAAGAGUUGUUCUUUGAGGAUACAAUUGAUGAUGCAAAGUACUGUGGGAGACUAUAUGGCCUUGGUACCGGAGUGGCUCAGAAACAGAGUGAAGAUGUAGAAACAGCCCAAGAAAAAAUGAGUAUUUUGGCUAUCAUCAACAAUAUGCAGCAGUGACAAGUAGGUCUCAUUUUACUCAUGGGACCAUGGGGGUAAACUGCCUCCUUAAAACUGUCUCACAUCUCUUAAACAAAUGGCAAAACUGCUAGAGUUUUUGUAGAGGGCAAAAGCAUCUUUAUGUCAAACCCCAGAAGAUGCUGAUCAGGUGAUUUCAUAAUUGUUGAAAUAGUAUUUUGCCUCUAUGUAAAAACCAGAGGGACAAGUUACAAUGUAUAUACCUCUUUUCUUUUAAACCAGAUUGAAUUUGCAAGGCGUAAAUUCAUUUCAGAACUUUCAGCAGAGCUGCAGUUCUCUCAUGCACUUGCAGAUUCAGCUUUUGAAAGCUUAUUUUAAAACUUCUUUUGCUCUCUGUGAGGGUGAUGUGUUUUUCAGCCCUCUGCUAGUUUUUACCUUUUGUGUAAGUCAGUUUGUGACCAUUCAACCCUGGUGGUGGAGAUAAUGCAUGAAGAUCAGUCUUAGUAGCAGUAAUGGUUGUAUUGGCUAGCACCUCCUUCCUUUAGAUUGCUGCACCGUGGAGUAUUAUAUUACGUUUAAUCUUUACUGUAGAUUGGAACAAAGUUGUCUGCAUGCUUGAGACUGCAAUUAACAGUCUGGACCAAAACUAUUUCAGUUGCUUGGUUUCACUUCAAGUGAAAUACUUUCCCCUUCUAAUAACUGGAGGUUCUUAAGUGAAUAAAAUUAAUGUUGUAUUUAAAAUUUUACAACCAGUGAAAGUUAAAGCUUCUAGGUUUCCCUUUUAUACUACAUUACAGCCCCAGGUUGUUGAAAAUGGCUAUAGAGUAAGAAGCAAGUCUGAUACAGUCCUGAAAGCCAAAGGAAGGUGACAAGUCUGGUAUUUUAACAAGCUUAAACUCUCCACUGUGCACAUAUUUUGCGAGCUGGUGUUGAAAAUGCUUGUGUGUAUAUAUUAUUGGUUCUUAAUUUUGUAAAAUAAAGACUUUUUUCUUAA
Messenger RNA from Gekko japonicus, 2019 nucleotides. It is a transcript of the gene CNOT8, whose product is annotated as CCR4-NOT transcription complex subunit 8. Gene Ontology annotation, cellular component: CCR4-NOT core complex; CCR4-NOT complex; P-body. Gene Ontology annotation, molecular function: nucleic acid binding; poly(A)-specific ribonuclease activity. The coding region runs from base 189 to 1067 and encodes 292 amino acids. The record is from RefSeq and is a predicted model, not a curated record. The transcript has 7 exons. NCBI's taxonomy places the organism in Eukaryota, Metazoa, Chordata, Lepidosauria, Squamata, Gekkonidae.